AUGGGUUUAUACUAUGACAGAGGGACGGAACAAAAGCGGCAGUUGAAUGUUGGUCACGCGUCGCUCAAGCAGCGGCGGACCUUGUUUUCCGAUCAUGUUCCUUAUCCGCAGGUGCUUCGUGGACAGUGUCGAUGGUGGGUAGUCGCCGUCGAACUUGCGGUGGAAGGCGUCGGUGACACCAAAGAGCUCGUCCAUCUUCUCGAGCGACAAGCCCUUAGUUUCGGGGACGAAGAAGUAGACAAAGACGCCCAUGAGGAAGCAAAAGCUGCCAAACAUGAAAUACAUGCCGUACCCGGCGCGGCCCAUGGUGCUCUGCAUGGUGAGCACGGUUCGAGCGGCAAUGAAGUUGAAGAGCCACUGAGUGGCAGCGGCGACGGAGACGUUGAGGGCACGCAGGCGGGCGGUGGGAAUUUCGCUGACGAGGAUCCAGCAUGCCGGGCCCCAGCCGAACUGAAACGAUGCCGCCCACAGGUAAAUGCAGGUGAUGGCAACGUAGCCAAAGGCGGUAACGGGCUGACCUUUGACAGGGGGCUGCACGCGGCCGUAGAUGCCGAUGAUGAAGAGGACGACACCCUGCGAGCCGGCGGUGGCGAUGAGGCUCCGCCGACGGCCGAGCGAAUCGGCGACGAAGAGCAGGAAGAGGGAGCAGCUGAUGACCUUGACGACGCCAUAGAUGCCGGUGGCAAACAGCGACGAGUUGGUGGCGUCCAUGCCCAGAUUGGCAAAGAUUCUACCCAAAUCAGCGGUUUUCUUGAUAUGGUGGCAUGGUGGACUUACAAUGGCAUUGACGCCGGUGAGCUGCUGGCAGAUCAUGAGCAUGAUGGAGAUGAGGGCGCGGUUGCGGUUGCCGGGGAUGAAGAACAUUUCGCGAAAGAGAGCCUUGGGCGAGCUGCCGCCGGUCAGGCGCCGCUCAAUCUCGAGCUGGUCGGCCAUUUCCUGUAUCUCAGCCUGCACGUAGGGGUCCGUGGGGGGCAGGUCUCGGAGUCGCGAGAGUGUCGCGGUGGCCUCUUCCCAGUUGUCCUCCUUGGCGAGCCAGCGGGGGGAUUCGGGCGAGAGGGUCAUGCCGACGAUGAGGAGAAUGGCCGGGAGCGACUGGAGGGCGAGCGGGAUGACAUAUUGGGCGGGGGCGGGGACGUGGAGAAGACAGCCAUAAUUGACCCUGCGCGAGAAGGCGACCAUGAUGCCAAACACGUUAAAGAGCUGGUAAAACCCCGUGAGGCCGCCACGGAUCGCGCGCGGGGCGCACUCGGAGACGUAAACGGGGGUGAGGGCCGACGCGGCGCCACACCCGAGCCCGGCGACGAAGCGGCCGACGUACAUGACAGCAAGCGUCCCGCGGGCGGCCGACGCAGCCUGCAAGACGACGCCGAUGGUGGUGAGCGCGCCGGCCGCGACGAGGACCCGACGUCGGCCGAAGCGGUCCGCGGCCCAGCCGGUGAUGAAGCAGGCGAGGAAGCAGCCCGCCUGGAGGGUCGAGACAAUGUUUUGCUCCAGGUCGGCCUUGUUCUUGGCGGGGCUGUCGAGGAAGCCGAAGCGGGCCUGGGUGGCAGGCAUGUGCAGGAUGCCGCCAAUGGCGCCCGUGUCCCAGCCAAAGAGCAUGCCGCCGAAGCAGGCGGCGCAGACGAGGGCGAGGACCCGGCCGUUGUAGAUGGCCGUCGGGUCCUCGCGCAUGGCGUCGUUGCGCACAAUGGCGCGGAGAAGCCGGGCAACGGCGCGGGCCAUGAUUAG
Cordyceps militaris CM01 is the source of this 1728-nucleotide messenger RNA. RefSeq lists its product as uncharacterized. Bases 1 to 1728 code for a protein of 575 amino acids. The transcript is spliced from 4 exons. The record is from RefSeq and is a predicted model, not a curated record. NCBI's taxonomy places the organism in Eukaryota, Fungi, Ascomycota, Sordariomycetes, Hypocreales, Cordycipitaceae.